Messenger RNA from Zophobas morio, 769 nucleotides. RefSeq names its product anamorsin homolog. NCBI's taxonomy places the organism in Eukaryota, Metazoa, Arthropoda, Insecta, Coleoptera, Tenebrionidae. Bases 1 to 711 code for a protein of 236 amino acids. Gene Ontology annotation, molecular function: iron-sulfur cluster binding. The record is from RefSeq and is a predicted model, not a curated record. Gene Ontology annotation, biological process: iron-sulfur cluster assembly. Gene Ontology annotation, cellular component: cytoplasm. The transcript has 4 exons.
AUGGGUGAAAGACAACCUAAAGAAAAGACUCUAUAUAUCUACGACGGUCAAAUAUACGACGACCCCCCAAAACCCGCAACAAGCCAAAUCCUUGAGUUGGAGCAAAUAUCAGAUCUCAAAGAGCACGAAAACAAUACAGUACAGCUUUAUAUACCAGAAGAAAAAAUCACCGACUGUGUCCUAAACCGAGUUUUCUCAACAAGCAAACUUGGAGGUAAAGUCAACGCCAAUUAUAUCAACGAAAAUGUGAAUGAUGUUGAAUUUAAUCUAAAACUGGCGGGUUUUGUUGGUGUGGAAGUGGACAAAACAGAAAAAUUGAUCAGAAGAGCGUCUGGUUUUAAACCAGCAAACUUGGACUUGAUUGAAAUUUGCGCUGGACUACAGAAACGCAAACAUGGAGACUGGAUAAAAUUUAACGUGACUGAUAAGGAAGAGCCUGAUCAGAUACUUGAUCCGGAUGAGUUGCUUGAUGAGGAAGAUUUUAAGCAGCCUGAAUCAGCGGCACUGCAGUGUGGCACCUCUGAAAAGCGUAAAGCUGAAGAGGUGACAAUGGAAGAGCAGAAAUUACCCCCCUUGAAUGUGUUAACAUGUGGCAACUGUAAUAAGGAGGAUGAAUUUCGGUGCGCUAGUUGUCCUUACAGGGGGUUGUCAGCUUUUAAGGUUGGCGAAAGAAUUCAGUUGAUUGGUAAUCUACGAGAGCAAGAUAAUUAGAUAAGUUGGGUACUGGUUUACUUUGUUUAUUUUGUUUAUUAAAUUUGUAUUGUAUUCA